AUGGCUUCGCUGCAAAACGGAGAUGGGGCUCUCAGAGACUUCAUCAGUAAACACUCUCUUCCUGAGGUUUAUCAGGCAUUGUUAACAGGGUUAUGUCCCGCGUGUCCUGAAACUACAUUUCAGUUGCUGGAGAUGAAAAUAAUGGAAAUUCAGGAAAACUGUAACCUUGAAAUUGACUGGAAUGCAUGUAUUGAUGCCGUGCAGCAAGUUACCAUGGCUGCGCUGGAGGGAAACAUGAUGCACGGCAUCUUCGGGAACUUGGACGACAGCACGUCUCUAUCACACCUGUUUGAGAAGGCAUACUCAUAUUACCGAAAAAAUUUAACGAAACUGUGCUUCAAAGCUUGGGUGAAGUACAUUUUGAGGAGACGGAGGGAGGCGGCGGAGCUGGUUCUGAAGAUGCGGGACGCGGAGCUUCACCACACGCAGAGCAGGCUGAAGCUGGCCCUGCAGCGCUGGAUCCGAUGGGUGCAGCUCCGCAAACACAGGCAGCGUGAGGCAUUAAAGAAGAUUGAAGGAGUGUGGAAUGCCGUCCACUGCAAGACCGUUCUAAGGGCGUGGCAGUGUGUUGUGAGGGACUCCAAAAAGACAAAGGAAUACUUCGAGCGGCUGGAGAAAGGACUGCUGGAGGCGGAGACUUAUGACACGCCAACGCCCCCUGGAGACGGAGAGGAUGGAGUGUCCCUGUUGCCGUGGAAGCUUGCACUAAAGAUCUUCCAGAAUUUAGAGUUUGGUGACCUAGUGAGAUGUGGCCAGGUGUGUCGCACCUGGAAUGCCAUCACCCAGACCUGCUCUCUCUGGAGCCAGAUCAACUUUUCCACAGAGAAGCAGCGGAUCGUGGACAGCGCCGUGGUUCAGGUCCUGCAGAAAUAUCGUCCUUUUGUGGUCCAUCUGAACAUGCGUGGCUGCUCCCUGCUGCAGUGGCCCAGCCUCACAUGCAUCAGUGACUGCAGGAACCUGCAGGAGCUGAAUCUGUCCGAGUGCGCCAGUGUGAACGAUGAGGCUGUGGGGAAGAUUGUGGAAGGCUGCUCAGUGCUGCUGUACCUGAACCUGUCCUACACUGCCAUAACAAACAGCUCUUUCAGAGCACUGUCCAGGUGCUGCCUCAGUCUCCGCUAUCUGAGCCUGGCUUACUGCAAGAGGUUCACAGACAAAGGCUUACAGUACCUGGCCGCAGGGAAAGGCUGUCACAGAAUCAUCUAUUUGGACCUCUUGGGCUGCACUCAGGUCAGUGCUCCUGCGCUCUCUGUCCCGUCAAUCUCGGCGGACGGAUUCAGGCACGUCGGCGUGGGCUGCAGGCUGCUGGAGCGCGUGGAACUGAAUGGCAUGGCAACUCUCACAGACAGCUGCGUGCUGGCUGUGGUCUCCAGGUGCAGCUCUCUGAAUGCCGUCUCCCUCCUGGACGCCCCUCACCUCUCGGACAGCGCCCUCAGGGGCAUCGCGGAGGCGUGCAAGCUGAGACGGAUUGGGGUCGAAGGUAAUAAUCGAAUUACAGACGCAGGCUGGAAGGCUGUGUGUAGGAGCUCACCCUGUCUGAGGCACAUCCACGCGGUGGACUGCCGAGGACUGACCGAUGUCAGCAUGAGAGCAAUAGGAUCCCUGAAGAGUCUGAUUUCACUCAAUGUAGCGGACUGUGUCAGGGUGAGUGAUGUGGGUCUGCGGUGGCUGGUGGAUGGCCCGUCUGGACCCAGGAUCCAGGAGUUGGACCUGAGCAGCUGUGUGCGCGUCGGUGACAGCUCCCUCAUGAGGAUCGUGCAGAAGUGCACCAGCCUGAAGCACCUGAAGCUAUGUUACUGUGAUCACCUGACAGACGCGGGAGUGGAGUGGCUCGGAGGGGCCUCCUCCCUCAUCUCCCUGGACCUCUCAGGGACCAACAUUCAGGACCAGAGCUUGACGGCCCUCGGCAACAAUCCUGGCCUGAAGAGGCUCAAUUUGUCAGAAUGUCUCUGGAUCACAGACAUAGGAGUAGAGAAAUUCUGCCGGCAGGUGAGGGGUCUGGAGCACAUGGAUGUGUCUCACUGCCUUUCACUGUCGGACCAGGCCAUCAAAGCGCUGUCCUUCUACUGCCGAACCAUCAUCUCCCUCAGAAUGGCCGGAUGCCCCAAAAUGACUGACCUGGCAGUGCAGUACCUGAUGGGGGCGGGGCUGUACCUGCGAGAGCUGGACGUGAGUGGCUGCGUUCACCUGACUGACAGGAGCACCAGACUCCUGCAGAAGGGCUGCCAGAGGCUCCGCUCCGUCACGAUGCUCUACUGCAGGGGCAUCUCCAAGCAGGCCGCCCUGAAGCUGAGGCACCGUGUCCGCCAAUGGGAGCACAGCAGGGAUGACGUCCCCUCCUGGUACGGCUACAACACCCUCGGGCAGCUGCUCCGCCCCAUCCCCAGGCUGGACACCCUGAGAAGGAGAAGGGGACAGCAAGAGUAG
This is a messenger RNA of Megalops cyprinoides (Indo-Pacific tarpon), 2424 nucleotides long. It is a transcript of the gene fbxl13, whose product is annotated as F-box and leucine-rich repeat protein 13. The record is from RefSeq and is a predicted model, not a curated record. NCBI's taxonomy places the organism in Eukaryota, Metazoa, Chordata, Actinopteri, Elopiformes, Megalopidae. The transcript is spliced from 22 exons. Gene Ontology annotation, molecular function: protein binding. Gene Ontology annotation, cellular component: SCF ubiquitin ligase complex. Bases 1 to 2424 code for a protein of 807 amino acids. Gene Ontology annotation, biological process: SCF-dependent proteasomal ubiquitin-dependent protein catabolic process.